Molecule: messenger RNA, 1869 nt
Organism: Daphnia pulicaria
Lineage: Eukaryota; Metazoa; Arthropoda; Branchiopoda; Diplostraca; Daphniidae
Gene: ssp6
Exons: 8
Coding region: 98-1717 (539 amino acids)
Molecular function (GO): protein binding
Source: RefSeq, a predicted model, not a curated record
GGGCGUGUUGUGUCUGGUGGCAAAAGGAACAAACGCGUCUAUUACGCAAGCGCGUUCCAGACUCCCAUCCUUCUGUGAUUCUAGCAGCAGACUGAAAAUGUUAUUGAUUCACAUUCGAGUUGCAGUGAAGGCUGGAGGCUGCCAUUCUUUCGGUGUGCCAAGACUGGCAAUACAAUUGUCAUUUAUUUUUGUGUGUGGGUUAAUAAUAACCAGUGAGAGUGAUAGCAUGUCUUCGAUGACGAGGUCUUCCUUCCGUGACUCUGGUGCCACAUUAGCUUCAUCUGACAGCGACCGCCGAACUGUGAUCGUCGAACGGCUCAACGGAUCAUUUGGCUUUACUUUGCAGAGUUAUGGUAUUCAAUAUCGUGAGGAGUCUGAUGUUGAAAUUGUCACCUACGUCGAUUUUGUGGACCCAAUUGGCCAUGCUCAUAAAGCUGGCCUUCGAUCAGGAGACGUCAUUGUAUCGAUUAACGGGCAAGAUGUGGAGCGUGCGGAUCAUGCGACUUUGGUCUCGAUUAUACAGUCGUGUCCCGACCGAAUCCGAAUGGUCGUCGUCUAUGAAAAUUGCGUCCGUAAAGUGGAACUGCAUAUGAAAUACAUCCGGCUGACGCAGAUGCUGGAAUGGAAGGCUCGCGAAUACCAGGAAGUGUGCGCCAGAGAGAAAACCCUGAUUUCGCGCAUGGAUAAGAGCCGAGGCUCGGGACCGUAUUACACGAUGCAGCACCCCUCGCAAAUAGUCGUCCGUCGCAAUCCGGUGACUUCACCUCCAUCCUCCUGCACUCCGGGUUCUUAUUCCAGCAAAUCCCUGCCACGUCCCCAGAAUCACGCCGAGUUGAUUCAAUCCAGUCCGACGGCUAGCGGCUCGUCAAGUCACACGGGUCCGCGUUGCAGGCAAAAGGGACUGUCCUACCUGUGCAUCGGGCGCUCAUCCGAUUGCGACUGUUGCUUCCGGCCCGAAGCACCACACAAAAUGCAGUCGGCAUCCUCGGCAGCGGGCGCGUCCGAAGCUCAUCACCAUCGUUCAAAGCAGCAGCAAUCUCAAAGCCUGCAGCGCCCGCGUAGUGUCCACUUAUCUUGUUACAAGGAGACUAGCGCGGCUUCACCCGACGAGCGCUACUUGAUUCGCCCAUCGGACCGAACGACGAGUGCCAAUUGUAAAGCUUACGGCGGAUACGGAUUCGGCUAUGAAUAUUCAACUGCCAAAAACCAUCAUCCCAAAAACCCAAUACCUUGCGUGAAUCCUCGGUUGAAUCAUCCGCAGUAUUACGGCCGCUAUCAGACGCAAUCGGUCGCCCCACAUAAAUCGGCCGACGAUCUUCUUUUAGCUGCCCAGUUCCAGAGUCAGUGCCAUUUGAACAACUCGCCGCAUCUCCGUCAACCAUCGUUCCAGGAACCGUUUCAUCCUGUCCAUCGCGGUCCCGUACAACCGACACCGCAACAGCCACAGGUCCAGGCUUUAGAUUCCAUUUCGUUUUACACCCGUCCAACUCAGCCGUCGGCGGGCCAUUCGACUGUCGGUAGAGUGCCAUCCGAGUCGCAUCAUCACCGUCAUCAUCAUCCUCAUUCUCAGCCGCCGCAUUAUCGACCGUUUUACCAGCCACAAGCACAACAACAAUUAAACAGUCCAGGAAACGACGACGAGGGAGGAUUCAACGAGGCCCGACGCUUCCGCACGCUACCGGCUGCAUCCAACGCCAAAAGGGCCGAUUAUCGUUAAUAUAGGCGCCGUACUUUAUUUUGUUUUUUGUUUAUUCUCAUGUCCGUUAAUAUGUUACUAUAUCCGUGUAUACUGUACGUGAUUUAACAGAAUUGUUGAUUGGGUUUUUUGUAACACCGACGUUUCGUUAUAAUAAAAAUAAAAGAACAUUC